AGCGUAGGCACAGCCCUCAGACACUCAAGAGACCGUAACUCUGGAAACAGCAACAGUCAAAACUCAAACAAAACUGAGCUGCAAUACUAACACUGCAGCUAAGGUGCAUGAUUCAUUGACCAUGCUUGAUUAAUUAUUACAUUUUUGACAUUUCUGAAAUGUUGCUUUCUCAUGAAUAAGGAAACAUGUGGCGUCAUCCCUCAGAGGACUUCAGCUUGUCCAACAUUAGAUAUUUUUCCAGACACAAAGGAGAGGUGAACUGCUGCACAUUCUCACCUGAUUGUCAGAUUCUGCUCACAUGCUGUGAUGAUGGCAGACUGUACCUGUGGAACGCCACCAGUGCAAAACACCUGGCCACGGUCAGUGGACACUCAGGUCCAGUGAAAUCGUGUGUUUUCUCCACGGAUGGUCAGCUGUUUGCGAGCGCGUCUCAUGACUGUACCGUCAGAAUCUGGUGCAGCUUCAGCACAAAAUGCACACACAUACUGACAGCUCACACGCGGAGUGUGGAGACGGUGAGCUUCAGUCCGGACGGUCAGUGGCUGCUGUCGGGUGGAUGGGACAACAGGGCGCUGCUCUGGAGAGUUCAGUGUGGUGAGAUGGUCGAGGAGUUGCGGGGUCACACUGCAGCUGUCCAAAGCAGCGCCUUCUCAUCAGACUCGCAGUGUGUGGCCACGGGCUCCUGGGAUCGGACCGUGAGAGUGUGGAAACUUCAUGAUGAAAAGGAGGUUGUGGUAUUACAGGGGCACCUGGGAAAUGUGGCCUGUCUCUGUUUCUCUAUCACUGGGAUGCUGGCCUCAGGCUCAUGGGACGGCACAGUGCGCGUGUGGUUGCCGAUGCGUCAUGCGUGUCUGUUUGUUUUGGGAGGCUGUGAGCGCGUGUGGGUCAGGAGUCUGGCCUUCUCCAUAGACGGACGGGUUUUAGCAUCCGCCGCUGAAGGCGACAUGGUGAGGAUCUGGGAUACGACCACUGGAGCAUGUCUGAAGAGGCUGCAGGGUCAUAAGGACUCAGCAUUUGGCUGUGUGUUCAGUCCCGGCGGGGAGCUACUUGUCAGCGGCUCUGAGCAGCUGGAUGAAGAAAGGGAUGAAGAAAACAGCACAGAGGAGAAACAGGACAAUAUAGAUGACAGCUAUACCAUCUUAGAUAUUACAUAAGAGCAUGUGCAGCCAUUUUGUAACGUUAAUGAGCAAGGCUUCUGGUUCAUUAGCUAUAACCUAUUUAAUUAUGCAAAAAUAAGCUAUUUGCUGUGAAUGAGUGAGACUUUCAACUCAUUAGCUGGUGUAGGUAAAUAUUUAGAAGAAUAGUAGAGUGCGGUAAACAGUACAACUCUGUGCUCUACAAACCAAAGUGUUUAUGAUUACGAUAAUAAAUUUAAAAUAACUAAUACAGUUUACACCAUCAAGCAACAUAACGGACUGUUUUGUACACAAUUUAAGUGAUGCUUGAUCAUGCAUGCCAUUCCUAAAAUAUAAAGGCAUAUAUUAAAUAUUUUAUAUAUACACUAUUAUUUAUUUUUAUAUAAAAAGACCUAUAAAGGCCUACUGUGUAAAAAAAUAGUGAUAUCAAGAAAAUAUGUUGUAAAUACAUUUAAAAUUUAUUUUAUCAUGUUUAAGUUCAACAGCCAGAGCAAAAAUAAAUAUUAUGUGGAAAAUACUUAAAUAUUAUAUUUUUAUUCUAUAUAUUGUUCUAUAUAUUUUAGAUUUUAUUAAAUAUUUUAUUUCUAUUAAAAAGAAAUGAUCUAUAAACCCAGAUUUGUAAAAUAAAUAAAUAAAAGAACUGAAUCAUCUCAUGUUUUCUGUCAUAAUAAAAUAAAGCAUAUCACAAGCCCAUUUUUCUGCAAUCAAAAUCACUUAAACGCACAUCACAAUUAUGAUUUUCAAAGUAAAAACUUUUGAGGAUCUGAAAAAAAUAAGUUGUAUGCAUGCUUUUACAGUUAUAAAUAACCUAGACAAACCCUUUAAAAGUUUAACCAAGUUAUUCCAAAUUUAGUUUGAGAUAUUUUUAAUGGAUCUUAAAUGUCUUGAGUUUUAUUCUACUUUUUAAUAACUCACAUUUAAUGUUUUACAUAGCUGUAACUAAAAAGAUACCAAGCUUAAAGGAUUAGUCCACUUUCAAAUAAAAAUUCCCUGAUAAUUUACUCACCCCCAUGUCAUCUUACGGAACGAACGCGGCGCCAGUUCCGUUUUUUCCGUAAGUUGAAUAGGGAAGGCAAAGGACAUUUAGCGUAAGCUUUUUGAAGAAUACGGAAUCGCGUUCUGGUGGAAGCACUUGUGAUGCGAUCAUUUGUGCCUAUAAAGCAUAUACAUUUUGUUUUUGUUUUUUUAGAAAAUGACCGAUCGUUUCGGUAGAUAAGACACUUAUUCCUCGUCUGGUAUCAUUUAAAGCCCUUUGAAGCUGCACUGAAACUAUAAUUUUGACCUUCAACCGUUUGGAGACCAUUGAAGUCCACUAUAAGGAGAAUAAUCCUGGAAUGUUUUCAUUAAAAACCGUAAUUUCUUUUCGACUGAAGAAAGAAGGACAUGGACAUCUUGGAUGACAUGGGGGUGAGUAAAUUAUCAGGAAAUCUUUAUUUGAAAGUGAACUAUUCCUUUAAAUUCAAGUACAUUUAAUGGAAAAACCACUUCAACCAUCUCAGUUCCAACUAAUGUAUAAAACAGAUAAGAGUGACUGUUUGUGAUAUAGCCUAUCAAAUAGCACAUAGCUUAUACCUAUACAUGAGUGUGAGAACAUGAAACCAAAAUAUUCCUUAUCUAGAUCAGUGGUUCUCAGCUGGUUUGGCCAUUUUGGUCACCCACAUCUUCCCAUGGUCAUGAAGCUGCAACUGAAAAUUUUGAUAAUGCAAAAGGGUGUCAAAACUACCCCUAUAUCUAUUUUCAUCUAUUCUUUUUUUGACAUUUGACCUGUCUAUGACAUAAUGGAUAAAUCCAUUUGACCUUUUCUUAUUAGACCAAAACAUAAGUUUGAGUAGGAUGUAAGGUUUCCUAUGCUUAUGGUAUAAAAUGGACUGAGUCUUUGAUAGUUUAGCUUUUCUUUUGCUCUUCUGCUUCUUCUCUUCCAUCUCUCAUUUCAUUCUGCAAAUGUUUUAAUUUUGUUCCUUCUUUCUGUAUAUUCUUCAUCUAUUAGAUACAACACUCUGGAUUUUACAAUACUCUAGAUUUUAUUAUUAACCAUUAAUUACCUAAUUAAUUUGUUUGUCUCUAUAAUUUUUAAUUAAUAAAUUUGUUAUUCCUUAUUCAAAUUUGAUCUCUGACAUAAUCAUUGCUGGACUGCCUGGAUCUCAUUUUCUCAAGUUUUUGCAUCAAUUUCUUCCUUUUUUUUUUUGCAGACACACAAGUAGACUACCAUCCCACUUUAUUUAAAGCUGCAGUCCAUAACUCUGUGUUCAAAAUUUAUAUAAUGAGCCAGUACAUCAUGAAUCCAUUUUCCAAACCCAUCUAUAAUAAGUAUUUAUAUUUGGACUAUUUUAGACCGCCCCCCUAUACCCUCAUUCACUAUUACCUAGGCUACAUUACUCCACUGAGUGUGCCGGAAAGGGCUGCUGCUUGUGCUUGCUGUUUAAUUAUCAUUUGAAAAGUAACCUACUGAAAAGAUUUAUCUUGAACUUUGCCAUGGAAACUAGCAUGUAUAAAAUGUAAUUAAAAAAUGUAAUAAUCAAUUAAAAAGGAAUGUAUACCUGUAUGAUAUUAGGCUGUAUCCACAUUGGACCAGCGGUUUUGAAAAGCUGUGGGCGCCAUCUUCAGGUCAGACAUGACAAUUCAUUCAACGCACAACUCUCACAGUGCAUUAUGGGUAUUCUCUAGCCGUUGAGCAUUUCAGUUGUACACUCAUUAUGGUGCAUUGUGAGUGCACUCAACGUCCACUAUAGUUUCGGACACCACUACAAAUGGCUGUUCCCUCAAAAAGUGCCCUAUUUAAUGAUACAGCCAGAAAGUAGCUCCAGCUACAAUAUUCUUCUGCAAAACGCAUGCAGUUUGUUUAUUAACCACUAGAGCGCCAAAAGUUACAAAUAUUGUAAGAAUAUCACUAACACUGAUGAAUAAACAGUACAAGUUAAUGCUAUUAAAAAGCAGUUUCAAACUAGCCGUUAAAACGAAUUUAGUAAGUUGUAUGAGCCACCAGUCAUCAAAAAAAAAAAAAAAAAAAAAAAAAGUUUUUUUGGGUUAAGGCUAUGGAAACUAACAAUACUAACCUGAUCUGUUAAUAACAUAUGGACACUGAU
Ctenopharyngodon idella (grass carp) is the source of this 4219-nucleotide messenger RNA. It is a transcript of the gene wdr38, whose product is annotated as WD repeat domain 38. The record is from RefSeq and is a predicted model, not a curated record. Gene Ontology annotation, molecular function: protein binding. NCBI's taxonomy places the organism in Eukaryota, Metazoa, Chordata, Actinopteri, Cypriniformes, Xenocyprididae. The transcript is spliced from 9 exons. Bases 186 to 1154 code for a protein of 322 amino acids.